UUUUGUUUUGAAUUUGCCGGCUGCUUAAUUGCGCAAAGCUUGAACAAACAAAAGCAAAUAAAUCAAAAACAAGUGAAUCAAGUGUAAAAGACUACUUAGAAUUAAAGCCUCGCUUAAUGUGUUUAAAACAAAACGAAGAUAACAAUAAAACAAAAAGAAAAAAAAACGUAUACAAAAUAGUAAACAAAAUCACUCAUACGAGCUGCCGGCUUCGAAGCGCAUAUAAAAAGACAAUUCGUCCAGCAACCGGCAAACAGUUCACAGCCAACGCUCAAAGUGAGAACUACAAGUAGAAUCCGUUUUUUCAAACCAAUAACCACAAACAAUAAAAUAUUGACAAACAUGAAAUUUUUUGCUGUUGUUGUUGUACUUGCCUUCGUCGCCGUCGCUGCUGCGCAAGAGGCCGGUCUCAAAUUGACCGAGGAGCAGAAGCAAAAGGUACACACUUUGGGCGCUGAAUGUUUGAAGGAAACCGGUGCUGCCGAAGAGGCGGUUCGUGCUGUCGUUAAGGGCGAUAAUAGCCAAGUCGAUGACAAAGUCAAAUGCUUCGCCAAGUGUAUGCUCGGCAAAUUGGGUUAUGUCGAGAAUGGUAAGGUCAAUGAGGAAGUCGUACAGAACUCACUGGGCAAAUUGAUUGGCGACGAGAAAGUUAAGGCUAUUCAAGCUAAGUGCAAUGGUUUGAAGGGUACCGACGACUGUGACACUGCCUUCCAAUUGCGCCAAUGUUAUGUGGCUGAGCACGGUGCUAUCAUUAUUUAAAUGCCAGCAAGUAUUAGUAGUUAUGCGAAAAAAAAAUAUUAUGAUUAAUACUCUUAAGACACUUCCAUAUGUAGCAAAUAAAAUGCAUGCACCUUUUGUGUGAUUUUAAAAGUAA
Molecule: messenger RNA, 874 nt
Organism: Bactrocera oleae (olive fruit fly)
Lineage: Eukaryota; Metazoa; Arthropoda; Insecta; Diptera; Tephritidae
Product: general odorant-binding protein 56d
Biological process (GO): sensory perception of smell
Molecular function (GO): odorant binding
Source: RefSeq, a predicted model, not a curated record